Messenger RNA from Oryctolagus cuniculus (rabbit), 3986 nucleotides. RefSeq names its product estrogen related receptor beta (gene ESRRB). The record is from RefSeq and is a predicted model, not a curated record. Gene Ontology annotation, biological process: regulation of DNA-templated transcription. Lineage: Eukaryota; Metazoa; Chordata; Mammalia; Lagomorpha; Leporidae. Gene Ontology annotation, cellular component: nucleus. Gene Ontology annotation, molecular function: sequence-specific DNA binding; steroid binding; nuclear steroid receptor activity.
AAGCUACAGUAGGGUUCGUGGGCUCCAAGUCCCGGGCGCCCCGGUCUCGUCCCCGGCUUCUCAUCCCCUCUGCCCGCUGGCUCGGCGCGCGCGGAUGGUGGGAGCGCGGGGCCGUGCGCGCACUGCUCUCCGCCCGCCUCUCCUCCGCGCGGCCGCCGGCUCCGGCUCCCCGGGCCCCUGCCUGGACUCGCACCUCGCCGGUGCCCUUCACUCGCUCUUCCGCGUGAUUUCCCCGCCGCCUUUCUCCACCGACUGGGAAUGCUAGAACGGGACUGAUGGACGUGUCGGAGCUCUGCAUCCCGGACCCCCUCGGCUACCACAACCAGCUACUGAACAGAAUGUCCGCAGAGGACCGGCACCUGGGCUCCAGCUGCGGCUCCUUCAUCAAGACCGAGCCCUCUAGUCCGUCCUCAGGCGUUGACGCCCUCAGCCACCACAGCCCCAGCGGCUCCUCCGACGCCAGCGGCAGCUUCGGCCUGGCCCUGGGCACGCACGCCAACGGUCUGGACUCACCGCCCAUGUUCACAGGCGCAGGGCUGGGAGGCACCCCGUGCCGCAAGGGCUACGAGGACUGUGCUCCCGGUCUCAUGGAGGACUCGGCCAUCAAGUGUGAGUACAUGCUCAAUGCCAUCCCCAAGCGCCUGUGCCUCGUGUGCGGGGACAUUGCCUCCGGCUACCACUACGGCGUGGCCUCCUGCGAGGCCUGCAAGGCCUUCUUCAAGAGGACCAUCCAAGGAAACAUCGAGUACAGCUGCCCAGCCACUAACGAGUGCGAGAUCACAAAACGGAGGCGCAAGUCCUGCCAGGCCUGCCGCUUCAUGAAAUGCCUCAAAGUGGGAAUGCUGAAGGAAGGUGUGCGCCUUGACCGGGUGCGUGGAGGCCGCCAGAAGUACAAGCGGCGGCUGGACUCUGAGAGCAGCCCGUACCUGAGCUUACAGAUUUCCCCACCUGCUAAAAAGCCAUUGACCAAGAUCGUCUCAUACCUCUUGGUGGCCGAGCCAGACAAGCUGUACGCCAUGCCUCCUCCUGGCAUGCCCGAGGGGGACAUCAAGGCCCUGACCACUCUCUGUGACCUGGCAGACCGAGAGCUCGUGGUCAUCAUCGGCUGGGCCAAGCACAUCCCAGGUUUCUCGAACCUCUCACUGGGGGACCAGAUGAGCCUGCUGCAGAGUGCGUGGAUGGAGAUCCUCAUCCUGGGCAUCGUGUACCGCUCGCUGCCCUACGACGACAAGUUGGUGUACGCCGAGGACUACAUCAUGGACGAGGAGCACUCCCGCCUGGCCGGGCUGCUGGAGCUCUACCGGGCCAUCCUGCAGCUGGUGCGCAGGUACAAGAAACUCAAGGUGGAGAAGGAGGAGUUCGUGACACUCAAGGCCCUGGCCCUCGCCAACUCAGACUCCAUGUACAUCGAGGACCUGGAGGCCGUGCAGAAGCUGCAGGACCUGCUGCACGAGGCGCUGCAGGACUACGAGCUGAGCCAGCGCCACGAGGAGCCGCGGAGGACCGGCAAGCUGCUGCUGACGCUGCCCCUGCUGCGGCAGACGGCCGCCAAGGCCGUGCAGCACUUCUACAGCGUGAAAGUGCAGGGCAAGGUGCCCAUGCACAAACUCUUCCUGGAGAUGCUGGAGGCCAAGGUCUGAGGGCCCGGCACACGGACCGAUGCCCGCCCACCGCCAGCCCCACGGACGGACCAGCGCGGAGACCUCCACGGCCACCAGCCUCCACCGUCAGCCCCGUGUCGCCACUCUGAGCUGUCCCAAGGAAGGGGUCUCCUGCGUCCCGGCCGUGUGCGCAGACUCUGGGGUGCAGUGAGGUGGGGGGACCGGGAUGGGAGGGCAGGGGCGUGGGGCUCAUCUGUCACCGGCUUGUUCUUGGGUAUGUUUUUCCUUCUCCAUGGAUGGUGCUGUGGCCUGGGCAAGGGCCACCUCCCCUUGGCAGACUCCCGGGGAUCAGCGGGGACAGCGCCCAUCUCUCCCACCAACCACCGAGAGGCAGCAUGUGCCUUUCCUCACUCCCCCCACCUGUGGGCGGGGCUCAGCGCCUACUGGGCCACCUGGAGGCACAGGGUAGGUUCCCAGGAGACAUCCCAGCAACAUCUCCCACAUGCCCUGCCUGCUCCGAAGCCCACGCCUGCUAUGGUGCAGAGGGCCCUCCAUCCAUCCUCCCGCUCAGCCCGGCACACACACAGCCCUCCAUCUGGGUGCACCCGUGGGAGAGCAACGGCUGGAACUCCCUCGUUUCCCAGGCACUUGCCCCUCAGGCACCCCCACCUGUCACCUCUGCCCCAGCGCCUGCCUGCCCUCUCCCGCCUCCGCCAGGACUCCCAGCUUCUUCCCUAUCUGACGUCUGGGCUCAGUCAGCUUUGGGCCCACAGACAGGGCCAUGCCGGUGCAGAGAGGAGCAGGGUCCCCACCCAACCCCCAGAGCCUUUCUCUGCCUCCCCUCCCCCACUCCCCAUCAAAGCAGGUCCAGGCCAGGGGGUCUGUGGGAAGUUCCAGAGCCUGCUGCCAUCGUGGGGGCACCUGGGGGCUCUGACUCGAGGUUGGCAGCCCUGCUAGGGUCAAGGCCAGGACAAGCACGAGAAGAAAGCCCAGCUGCGGAUACACGGGCAGGGAGCCCUGCGGAGAAGGGGCUCCACGGGGUCGCCAGCAUCUCAUCCUGCCUGGCUCCGGGGCGACAGCACCAGACACCCUUCCCUGCCUCCCCAAGGCCGGGGGCACCUGUGCCACCUAGAGCUUGCCCCCCCCCCCCCCCGGCUGCUGCAGAGGUCACCUGCCCUCCUGGUGUGCAUAAGACAUCCCCACUUUUCAACACAGGAAGCUCCCGUGCCGCUGUGGAAGUCAACCCCGCACACUCGGCUGUGUUCCUGGACGGCCAAGCUCUGUGGGCGGGGUCUCCGGGGAUGAGGGGCUUGAGCUAUGAAGGAGAAACGCCCCUUGCCCUCAGUGCUGAGGGCCAGACCUCCAGACCUCCAGGGCGUGGCUCAGCGCUGCCCUAGAGGCAGCUCCUGCUGGUCCCACCUCCGCUCCCGGGAGCCUGCGGCUGAGCUGCCGGGCUGGGCCCUGCGGAGGUCCUGGCAGACCGGCAGCCCGGGUUCUGCAGAGCCGUUCUCUGAUGUGGUCCCUGCUUGGAGAGCAUCAAGGACUCUGCCAGCUCUCACAGGGCAGUGCCACGUGCGCCCUGCCGGCCUUUGCCCUGCGGGGAAUCCCCGGUCUAAGUCGCUUGAUGAGGGAACAUUGCCAUUCUCAUCCGGGCAGCUGCACACAUCUAGGGCAGAGGUGCCUGCUGGGUACCAAGGAACCUGGGCUAAACACCAGGUCUAACUUGGUGGUUAGACCUUGAGGCAUAACCUUUAGGAGUCUGACUCCCUGGGGGAUAGAACGGGGGUGGGGGUGUUGUGUGCUGGGGGAGCUGUUAGAGAGGGGCGCCCCCUGUUCUCUGCACUGUCACUCUGGUCAAAUGAGGUGUCCAGACCGUCCACAGUGCCAUCAGGGGCUUGUGUGCUGCUGGUAUCUGCGGCUCAUCCUUACAUUGCUGGCACUGUGUUUGGCGUGGGUGGAUGUUGGGCACGUGGAGAGAGCCGUGCUCACUGGUUCCAGUGCUGCAAGUGCACGGAGGUUACAGAAGGGGCAGCGGGCCUGUACACUGGGAAUUGCAGCUGGAAGUGUGUCAGGAACACAGGGAAUGCUGUCCGGUGGGAACGCCCCUGGCAUGCGCCUGCUGGGCUAGUGGGCAUUCAGGAGAGAGGUUCAGUGUCCAGCUUCUUUGGAGGCUAGGUCAGAUGUGGGGCCUCCCUGGGGAGUGGAGGGGACAUUCCGUGGGAGAUAGCGAAGUGAGGAGAAGUUAAGAGGCCCUGGCUCCUCCCCCAAACACUGGAACCCAAGUUCACGUCCUAAAGUCUGUAAAGAAACAGCCCUUCUCCGUUGUACUCAUGCUACAGGUCUUUUGAAUUGAGCCGAGAAAUAAAACAUGAAAUCCAACCAUGA